This is a messenger RNA of Brassica napus (rape), 1754 nucleotides long. Its product is annotated as GDSL esterase/lipase At4g10955-like. The transcript has 2 exons. NCBI's taxonomy places the organism in Eukaryota, Viridiplantae, Streptophyta, Magnoliopsida, Brassicales, Brassicaceae. The coding region runs from base 188 to 1381 and encodes 397 amino acids. The record is from RefSeq and is a predicted model, not a curated record.
CAAAUCUCAGACGUUUCAAAUCAUUUAUUUCACAUUAAUCACAAUCUAAGAAAUUAAAACUUUGUUUUCCAGUUCCACCGCUAGAAAUAACCACUCGAAUCCGUUUCUCACUGAGAACUGAGAAGAGAGUUAUCUGAAUCUGUAGUUUGCUUAGAAGAAGAGGAAACAAAGAGCAUAUUUUUUUACAAUGUUGAUGUCGAAUUGUGCGUCGGUGGAAGAAGAGACUAAGGAAUCUGAAUCCGUGGCGGCGAAGGAAGAUGACGCUGAUCAUCAUCCUUACGCGUUUCACGUUUCUGGACCGAGGAACGUAUCUUCUCCUAACUGGAGAGAUCUAAUCAAUUCCAGUUGGAAGGAUCCAAACUAUAAGAGGACAGUAAUGGCAUGUUUUAUUCAAGCAGCGUACUUACUUGAACUCGACAGACAAGAGAACCGAGACGAGCAAAACGCUCUCGCACCCAAAUGGUGGAUUCCUUUCAAGUACAAGUUAACGCAAACGCUGAUUGAUGAGAGAGACGGAUCCAUAUUUGGAGCUCUUCUUGAAUGGGACAGAUCUGCUGCAAUGGCUGACUUAGUCGUCAUCAGACCGAGCGGUGCACCAAAAGCAGUACUUGCGCUAAGAGGAACGAUACUCAAGAGCCUUACCAUGAGACGUGAUAUCCAAGACGAUCUCCGGUUUUUAGCUUGGGAGAGUCUUAAAGGCUCUGUGAGGUUUAACGUUGCUCUCGAAGCGCUGGAGUCAGUAGCGAAGAGAUAUGGUAGCAGUAAUGUCUGUGUUGUGGGUCACUCUUUAGGAGCAGGUUUUGCUUUACAAGUUGGCAAGGCAUUGGCUAAAGAUGGGCUGUUUGUUGAUGCGCAUUUGUUCAACCCACCUUCUAUAUCUUUAGCUAUGAGCUUAAGAAACAUUGGUGAAAAAGCUGGUGUUGCUUGGAAACGACUCAUGUCGAUGCUUCCUCCGAGAAACGAGCCUUUGGUACCAAAUGGUUGUGAAGAAGAGGCUGCUCCUGGGAGUGUUUCAGGAGGGUUUAGGAACUGGGUACCGAGUUUCUACGGACAGAAUCAGAAAUCUUCUGUGGAUUUGAGAAAAUGGGUGCCUCAUUUGUAUGUGAACGACAGUGACUAUAUCUGCUGCCACUACACAGACCAGGAUGGAGUGAACGACAAGGGAGAAGUGAACAACGACAAGGAGAACCAGAGUCCUGUUGUGAAGAACACUAUUCCUCAAGCAGCAGCAAAGCUUUUCGUGAUGUCAAAAGGGAAACAGAAGUUUCUCGAGGCGCAUGGGUUAGAACAAUGGUGGUCGGAGAAUCUAGAGCUUCAAUCAGCUAUUCACAGCAGCAGGCUGAUCACUCAGCAACUCAAGUCAUUAUACAGUGUCAAGUAAACAUCAAGAAGUCGUUCAAUAAACGCCUUUGUUCCCUUUUGCUAUCUUUACGGUUUGACCUAAGAACAUUUUUUCCAGGAAAUGUAAUUAGCAUAAGUGUUCUAGCAUAAGUGUUAGAACAAUGGUGGUCGGAGAAUCUAGAGCUUCAAUCAGCUAUUCACAGCAGCAGGCUGAUCACUCAGCAACUCAAGUCAUUAUACAGUGUCAAGUAAACAUCAAGCAGUCGUUCAAUAAACGCCUUUGUUCCCUUUUGCUAUCUUUACGGUUUGACCUAAGAACAUUUUUUCCAGGAAAUGUAAUUAGCAUAAGUGUAAGAAAGACCAGUUGUAAUGGAUCUGCAACAUUUUGUCAAUAAUUGUGCCAAUAACAAUCA